Amblyraja radiata (thorny skate) is the source of this 3113-nucleotide messenger RNA. RefSeq lists its product as uncharacterized. The record is from RefSeq and is a predicted model, not a curated record. NCBI's taxonomy places the organism in Eukaryota, Metazoa, Chordata, Chondrichthyes, Rajiformes, Rajidae. The transcript is spliced from 15 exons. The coding region runs from base 1 to 2967 and encodes 988 amino acids.
AUGUUGUUGACAGGUGGUCCAGACCAUAUUUACUUUUCAAAUCGUGCUGCUGAAAUUGAUCUGAAAGGACCAGAGAGACCAGAUAAUAGUGAGCAUGUGUUGAAAUGGAAGCCACACUCAGGACAACAUACCCAGAAACUGGCGACUAUCAAAAGAAGUUGGGGCAACUGGAAAUUAGAAUUGAAUCGGCCCAGGGAAAACAACGGCUUGUACAGGGACAUACUACUUUUCCAUGGUAUCCAAUAUAUAAAGAUAAGACAACCUGCAUUUAACUUUGCAGGAUUGUUCACAUUGAUUCAAAAACAACCAGUGAAGCAAAUCGUGAAACAAUAUGAAAUAUUUGGACUUAAAGUUGAAUUUAGCCCACAGCGGCCUGUGGUGGGCAGUGACGUCACACUCAGCUGCACCAUCUCCAGACUCUCAGAUACAGUCAGUCUUCACUUGAGACCAAUGGGCUCAUCCCAGCAGAACACGAGCAACACUGAUCAGAUCCGCUUGGAUAACACAGUCUAUCUGAUGAUCCGACAUGUUACAGUGGAGGAUGGGAAGUUGUAUGUGUGUGAAGUGCAGGAAAAAGGAAAAAUCGUUUAUACUACGAAAGCAGAUUUUUCUGUGAAUCGUGAGAUAUACCUCAGCAGUAUCACCCUAUAUCGUGGGGCCACAGAUCACAGUGAACUCCACCUGAACUGUUAUCUUCGAAAUGAACACUUCACUUAUGCUGAAUGGACCUGGAGCUCACCUCUGCAUCAAAUUCAGGAGAAAGAAAUAGCAACUGCAUCAAGAUAUCAGCUAGUCCAUCUUAACAGCACUUACUUUAAGAAUCGAAUGGCGACUACAAAGACCUGGUUUGAUGGAUAUGAUUUCACUGCAAAGAUUGUCCCUGUAUUGUUUGAAGAUGCAGGAGUUUAUAAGUGUUCCAUGGAUUCCAUCAGGAUUGUGACUUUUGAACUAAUCACAAUGAAAGUUACAGCUGAAGAGACUGAGGGAGACACCAUUACCUUGACCUGCUCUGUGUCUCAUGUCACUGCAUCAAUGAAACUGGUGUGGAUUAAUGGCAAUGACAGAUAUGUUGGAGAAAAGACUCUGACUGGGGAUGAGAAAUCAGUGAGGCUGACAAUUCAGAAAGCUGAUGAAGACCAAUGGGACUGGAAGUGUGGUGUGUUUUAUCUAGACAGGCCUCAGCUAUUCAUCCCAUUUUAUCUGGAGCCCAGUGGAAGCGGGAAUUCCAUUUACUUUUUCCACCAGGAAGGCAAAUUUGUAUUGAAAGGACCAGACAGUCCUGGAAAUGGCCCCAUUGACUGGGAAUGGAGACCACACUCAGGGCAACAAACCACAAAGCGAUUGGCCACUUUUCACAGAGAUGAUCAGCGGUGGGCCGUCCAAUUGAGUGAUGAGUACAAUCAAAUACCAGGCAUUUCCCAGAGGAUGCAUGCGGACUGGGGUACCCUUAAUCUGAGGAUCAGGAAGCCCAUCUUUGAACAUGCUGGACUUUUCACCUGGACUCAGACACAGCCCGGAGGGAAAAUCCUGAUUCAGUGGGAACUAUUUGGAAUCAAAGUUGAGGCAGACUCACCGAAGCCAGUAAUGGGCAGUGACAUCACCCUCAGCUGUACCAUCUCCAGACUCCCAGAUACCGUUAGUCUUCACUGGAAACCAAGAGGCUCAUCUCAGCAGAACUGGAGGAACAACACUGAUCAGAUCCGUCUGAAUAACACCGUCUAUCUGAUGGUCCAACACGUUGGAGCAGGAAAUCCCAAUCUGUACACAUGUGAAGCGCGGAGAAAUUGCUCCAUUGUUCUCACUGCAAACACGAAUAUUAAAGUGGAUCAUGAUUUACAUAACAAGAUGUACACAGUUUAUCGUUCAGUCACAGAUCACAAUAAACUCGACCUGAUUUGUGAAGCUUCUCCAGAUCUCAGUGAAACUAAAUGGACUUGGAGAUCACAACAUUUCCAGAAUCAAGAGAAGGAAAUAGCUUCAACUCGCAGGUCUGAGCCGAUCCAUAUCAAGAGGAACUACUUUGAGGAUCGACUGGAAAUCAUAAAGGGAAAUUUAACCAGCAAGAAUUUCAGUGUGAGGAUUGUGCCUGUACGGUUUGAAGAUGCCGGAGUUUAUACAUGUUCUUCGAGUUCAUAUGAAUAUGUGACCAUUGAACUAAUCACAGUUACAGUCACAGCUGAGCCGUCUGAUGCAGUGACUGAGGGAGACACUGUUACCCUGACCUGCUCUGUGUCUCACGUCACCAAAUCAAUGAGACUGGUUUGGAUCAAUGAUGAUGACAAAACUGUGGAAGAGGAAACAUUUAAGGAGCAACAUGAAGGGAAAUCUUUACAGCUGAUUAUUCCAAACGCCAAUGGAGCCAGAAGGAAGUGGAAAUGUAUUGUGUUUCAUCAAAAUACACCAAAGACUUUAAUUCCGUAUUACCUGCAGGUGAAGAAGAAAUCUACUUUUAAUCACUACCCUGUUGUAAUUACGGGGAUUGUGGCUCUUCUCCUCAUCAUCGUCCUGGUAGUGGUGCUGUGUCUAAAAAAGUGUAAGCUUACAGGUUUGGCGAAUCAAAGACAGAAACCUCCACAAUCAAACAGAAACAUAGAAGAUGAAUUUCACCUUUAUUCAAAUACCAAUGAAAUCCAUCAAACUCAAGGUAGUAACAAGACACUCAUACCUGAGACCAGUCAUAAAGCUGAAUAUAUGGCUGUGAACAGGAAGUCAAAGAAAGAAGGAGUUAUGAAGACACCAUAUCCUGAGACAGAUGACUUUGCUGAAUAUUCAAAUGUCAAUAGGAAGCCAACACAAGACACUGAGGAAGACAUUCAUUAUGGAUCCAUCUCCUUCAAGCUGAAAGCAUCAGAUGGGCGCAGGCAUGGUACACAACCCCCUAAUCAACCUUCAAAUAAUAACCCGGUUUCUUCAGAUGAAGACGGUUCAUCUGUCAUCUAUGCACAGAUGGCGCAAACAAAAAUUUGAAUAAUCUCCAGAGAUUAGAAAAGAAAAUGGACUAGAUAUGUGGAAGGAAGGAGUUUUCAGAAUUGAAAUCUUAACUUUAGAACUGUUGCGUAGCUUUCAUCCUUUGUACAUGCCCUGAAUUAACAAAAUCACAGCAUCAGGCUUUU